AUGGCCACGCCAGCGAUACCACCGGCUCGAAUAGGACGGGAUGUCUCACGCCGGCUAAUCAACCAUCCCGAAAACCUAAACGGUUGCUCCUGCGGUUGUAUCUGUGGCCAUGCGUACCAGGAGGUGCCAUACCACUGCGGCGAUAAGACCACAAAGUCCGGCAAAAGUGGUUUCUGUAAGACUCCGGCUCCGAAAGCCAUCGUCGCGACGCCGCGGAUCAACAUCAAGUGCAGGCUCUGUUGA
Penicillium alfredii is the source of this 243-nucleotide messenger RNA. RefSeq lists its product as uncharacterized. The record is from RefSeq and is a predicted model, not a curated record. The transcript is spliced from 2 exons. The coding region runs from base 1 to 243 and encodes 80 amino acids. NCBI's taxonomy places the organism in Eukaryota, Fungi, Ascomycota, Eurotiomycetes, Eurotiales, Aspergillaceae.